AUGAAAGCUAUCCUCAUAUUAGGAUUAUUGGUUUUUGGAAUUUCUGCAGUUGAAUUAGAAGCGGGAGUGCCAAUUUUACUAAAGGAGAUCAAGGCAAUCAAGACUGAUCAUACUGAUUUCACCUUUUUAUUAGAUUUAGAACUCAGUUAGGGAGGAAAGGUCUCAGAAGUGGUUGCUUUGGUUGGCGAUUUGUUAGAAUAGAUGAAGAGAGAUCAAUUAAAUGAUGAUCUUGAGUAUGCUCAUAGAACAACAACACUCGGAUUAGAUAUUGAAUGGCUUGUUAUUGUUUUAAGAAAUCUUACUAAGGAGAGACAAGAUAAAAAUAAUUAAUUGAGUGAAGUAAAUCAAGUUCUGGUGGGUUUGUAAUUGUAAUUGGAUGCACUCACCGAACAGUUGAAUAUAUUGAAUGGAAAGGAAGAGCAACUCAGACAAACCAGAGCCCAAGAAGCUGCCUCUUAUUAAGCCAGAUAGGAGAACAAUAGCAAAGUGUUAGCAGCCUUGAAUGAGAUAAUUCCCAAGUUAUAAGUUGCCGUGUUUGAUUAAGAAGGAAAGUCUUUAUUACAAACAGAACAAUUUGAAAUCGUUGAGAAAAUCAAGAGAGAACUCGGACACAAUCAUCCAAUUGCAAUUAUGGUAGCUUUGACAACCAAAUUCGAUGUUUCCACAGUCAAAAGAAUCAUUGACAAGUUGGAACAUAUUAGAAAUGCAGUAGUCGCCUUGAUGUAAUAGGAGGACGAACAAGAGACUCAAAGUCAAAUCACUUUCUAAACAUAAAUCCAAGAGAUUGCUGAAUUGAGAGAGAAGUUCUCCAAAGAUUUCGAAGUCACUUCCCAAUUGAUCAAGAAGAGAACCAACGAUAAAGUUCUUUUGGAGAAGAGAUUGACCAUCAUCAACAGGGAUUUGAGUUUGACUGAAUAAUUACUUAUCUAGACUAGGGAAUACAAAGAAUAGUAUGACGCUGCUUAUGCUGUAAGAAAAGGAAAAAGAAUCUCUGAAAUCAAAACAGUUCAAUAGGCUUACGACUUGGUAGACAAUCACGCUAAGAAACACAAAUGAUGAUUCAAAAUAAAAUAUAUUUUAGAAUUAUGUUGAUAAUGAAUACUC
Messenger RNA from Paramecium tetraurelia, 1104 nucleotides. RefSeq lists its product as uncharacterized. The record is from RefSeq and is a predicted model, not a curated record. Lineage: Eukaryota; Ciliophora; Oligohymenophorea; Peniculida; Parameciidae. The transcript is spliced from 5 exons.